AUGAAUAACGUGAAAAGAAUAAAGCUGAAUUACAAGAUGGCUAAGCAAAUUUGUACACAUUCCGGAUCUUUCCAUGCAGAUGAGUCGUUGGCUGUAUACAUGCUAAGAUUGCUUCCCGAAUUUAAAGAUGCCAAGUUAGUCAGGUCGAGAAACCCUAAGGACUGGGAGGCUAGUGAUAUAUUGGUGGACGUCGGUGCCCAGUAUGAUGGCGUGAAAUUUUUUGACCACCACCAGCGUGGUUUUUUUGAAACUUUCAACGAGAAAUACAAGACCAAACUUUCGAGUGCUGGCCUAAUCUUCAAACACUAUGGUCGUGACAUUAUCAAGACCAUAUUGAAGGACAAAGUUACCAGCUCCGAUCUUGAUAUAUUGUAUGACAAAGUGUACAAACAGUUUGUCGAGGCGCUGGAUGCAAACGACAAUGGUAUUAGCAAGUACACCAUUCCUAAGGAUUGCGAUCUGGAACCCAACUUUAGGGACAAUGCCAUCAGCAUCCCUGGGAUCGUUUCGGGCAUGAAUCCAAACUGGAAUGAAGACAGCUCAGAUGAGUCUUUCGACAAAUGCUUUGCUCGCGCAAGCAAGUUUAUCGGCGAGGUCUUUGUCACUUUGGUGAAAGGCUACGGUGAAUCGUGGCUGCCAGCCAAGGCCCUUGUGGCACAAGCGAUUGAUGAAAGAAUGAAUGUUGACAAGAGCGGCAAAAUCAUUGUCUUGCCUCAGUUCUGUCCCUGGAAGGAACACCUAUACGAGCUUGAAAGAGAGAAAAAUAUCGAGAAACAAAUCGAGUUUGUUCUCUUCACAGACUCCUCUGGUGCCUGGAGGGUCUCUACUGUGCCUGUCAACUCUACUUCUUUUCAAUUCAGAAGAGGUUUGCCAGAACCAUUAAGAGGCCUCAGAGACGACGAGUUGAGUACCAAGAGUGGCGUCCCAGGAUGCAUCUUCAUCCACGCAGCAGGAUUCAUCGGUGGUGCCAAGACGAAAGAGGCUGUUUACGAGCUAGCCAAGAUGUCUUUAGUCUAG
Saccharomyces mikatae IFO 1815 is the source of this 1017-nucleotide messenger RNA. It is a transcript of the gene MYG1, whose product is annotated as Myg1p. The record is from RefSeq and is a predicted model, not a curated record. Gene Ontology annotation, cellular component: cytoplasm; nucleus. Lineage: Eukaryota; Fungi; Ascomycota; Saccharomycetes; Saccharomycetales; Saccharomycetaceae. The transcript has a single exon. Bases 1 to 1017 code for a protein of 338 amino acids.